CGUUAGCUUUUAUUUUUGAUUGAUCUCAGAAUUAAAUGUUUUUCUUUUUUUUUUCGUAGAAAAUGUCAUUCAAUUAUACAUGUACCUACACAGAUAUAUCCGCCACCGGAAGGAUGUUUUAAAGAUUUCCGACGAAAAUACCGCAAAUCGAUCGAUGUCACAUUUAUCCUAUUGUAUAUGCCACAACCCACCCCUGUGUCUCUUUACAAUAAGUAAACAUGUACUCAACUUAAAGGAGGUGAAAGUUGUGAUAAAGUUACCGGUUAUUGUGAGGUUUUAGUGACUAUUAUAAAUUCAACUUAAGAAUGUUUGGAUUUUAAAAGGUAAACCGAAAACAAGAUUCAAUAACCAACCGCCGAAGAAUGCCACAAGAAUGAAUGAAGAUCCUGAAAACCCUCCAGAUGGGGGAAACAAAGACCGGAAAACAACGUGGUGGAAGUAUUUACGACAUCCAUCAAUGAUCAUAGAUUCAAUCACCAGCAGUAUUAUUUGGAUACAGGUACUUGUGUACCAGAAAUUUGCUGGAAGGAUGCCAUUGUUUCUGAAAAGUAAAGCAGACGACCUAGAACUUCAAGUAAAGAACCUUAAUGCAGUGAUUGCUGAAAACAAAACGGAAAAGACCAACUUUUUGAAAGAAAACAGAAAUCUUGAAGAGAGGAACUCCGAGCUUAAUGACAAAAACAGCCAGCUUAAUGACAAAAACGAAACAAUUGAAAACGAAAAGAGGGGACUAGAAGAACACAAUUUGGAACUCAGAAACUUAAACGAUAAACUAAAUCAAGACCUCAAGAUACUUAAAGGGGAAUAUAAACACUUAAAAGACAUGAAAGAAGCGGUAGAGAUUGAAAACCAGAAGCAAAAUGAAUUGAUUCAAGAUCUUUCUAAGAAGGAACAAAAACUUAAUAAGGUGUACGAAGAGGAGAUGUCGAAGAACAGACAAUUAGAAGAUGAACAAAAAGAACUUCGGAUAGAAAAUGACGGACAUAUAAAUCGUAACAAGGAACUAACAAAGAAAGUUUCUGACAUGGACCAAAAAUUCAAAAAUCUUCAAGAAACGAUUAACAAACGCGUAUCUGAAAUCAAUCAAGCAUCUGACCACAUUCAUUUCCUGGAAAAUGAUAUUGAAUGUAAAGAAAACAAUAUGCAAGAGUUGCGUGGAUACAUCAGUAGUUUGACUGAAGAGAAUAGAGUUCUUGAAGAAGAGAAACAGGACGCUCUUAGAAGAUUAAGUGAACAAGUGUCAGUCAAACUUCGGGACAAUAACCCUAACAUUGUGGACCUGAGCGACCCGUGUCGUGCGACAAAACUGGCAGAAAUGUUUGGAGAGUUGUAUGAUAACGAAUGGACUAAUGCUUUUAGUGUCCUUGAAGAUGACCUAACAGAGGAACAUGCAAUUAUAGUGCUACUUGAUACUGUAAUGUUAGCGUAUAACUUUUGUGAACAGAGGGUCGACGAACCAUGGAAAACUCUAGUGUACUGGUUUCUUGAUGAGAAUCUUCCCGGAGCUCAGCAAACAUCAAAAUGGUUAAAGGACAGCCGAAAAGUAAACGUCCAGAAGAAAGUGCCUGAAGUCGAUAAGAUUUUCUCUGAGAAUGUGAGUAGAGUUUGUGAUGACAAGAAGUUGAAAUCGCUUCUGUCCAAUGAAGAUAUUAGUACAUAUUUCACAAAAUGUAUCGAGCUUUGUUUGCUGAUGGUAACAACUGAUCCACCUGUUGUAUUAGUAUGUCCCGGAUGGAACGUCAUUCACAUACAAGAUCUACUGUCAGAAGAACAAGGAAACGAUGACAAGAAACAAGACAUCAAAGAAGACAGAACAAAAAGCGAAUACGAAAUUCAAGGACAAGACGAAUUUAAAACAGAAGGCAACGAAGAAAAUGAUAAAACUAGAAGCAAUAAUGAAUCCUCUGGAGAACAAUAUUUGAAAAAUGAUCAUAAGGAUUUGAUUGAAAAUGAAAAUAGCGAAUGUUCUGGUGUCAAAUCAGACAUUGAAUGUGUCUUACCAGAGACGGCAAUACAGAAUGAUGACUUUGUUAUCGUUAAUGAUAAAGGUAACACAGUUGAAGAACAAGCAUACGACAAGUGCGAAAUUGAAGAAAAUAACGAACAUGAACUACAAUAUCCUGAAGAAAAUGGUGGAUAUACAGAUAACAGACAUGCCUCCAAAAACUGUGAUGCUAGACAAGAACAUAGGGAUUCAGAUGAGGACAAUAGCGCAAACUCAAAUGAUCCAUCUACUUAUGAUAAUGUCAUACCAGAAAAUAAACAGCAGAACAAAGAUAAUGACAGUAACUUGGCAAAACAAGACUUGACAGAAGGCAGUGCCAAAGAGAAAAACAAGACUGAACGAGAUGAAAAUAAAGAGCAUAAAAAGGGUAACGCAGAACAAGAAACCUCUCCUGCAAAUAUUGAUAACUGUAAGUUAUUUGAUGUUAAAGAUGAAAACGGAGAGGAACAGAUCGAAUCAAUGGAUGGAAACAUGAAAGGUAACAAAGAAAACGACAAUCAUGAAGAAAGAAAAAUGAAAACUGAAGAACAACGUGACCAAGUGAUUGAACAGAACGAAAUUCUAGGACAUAAUGAACAACAAGGCUAUGAAGAAACUGGUGAAACUGCAGACAGAAGAAGUUCUUCCGAAAAACGCGAUUUGAAAUCAGAAGAGGCAAAGAGUGAAAACUCACAACAAAUGAAGAAUAAUACUGUUGGUACCUUGGAAAAGGACUUAACUGAAGACAUUGUCGAGGCCGAUUGCGAGGCUGUAGAAGAUGAAAACAAACAUCAACAUGAGUUUCAACAGGGUGACGUGGAACAGAAGUCUUUGGAAAAAGUAGAUAACAGUACCUUAUUCGAUGAGAAUAGCCGGGAUGAAAUAGAAAAAGAACAUAUCGAAACAUUAAAUAUACACUCAGAAAAAAACAAAGAAAACGACAACCCUGGAGCAGAUGAACUCAAAAUUGAAGAACAGCAGGGGAUACAGCACUAUGUUGAACCAAAACCUAAAGAUGUAGAAAAGCCUGUAAAUGAAAAUGAUCACAAUGAUACCGAUGCUACUAGCAACGACAAUAACGUUGACGCAACUCUAGGAUCAAGCAGCUCACACGAUACAAUCGAUGCUAGUGUAGAUUCAGAGAAGAAUGCAGAAACAGUUGUAGAGAAUUUGCCAUUUGAUAAAGACCUAUUUAAAGAGUAUACUCGUCGUGGUAAAUUUCAAGACUACAUAGUUUGGCCAGCAAUGCGACUUCAUGAGAAUGGUCCAUUGCUUAGCAAAGGUGUAGCACAAGGGUCUAAGGAUAAAAGCAAGAGUCAUACAGCGUGGAGUUGGAUACAUCGUAAAUAGAAUAUAUGUUUUAGUUUAUUUAUUAUGAAACCUAAUUAAUAAAUGGGUUUCAUAAAGUAUACGUGAAGCGUGAAUGAUGACAUUGACAUGACAAGAUAUUUAUUAGCUCAUUGUCUAAAUUCUCUAAAUCUUUGAAUUUAUUUGAUUAAAUAUUUAUAAUAAUUAAGCUAAUUCAUUAUAAUUAUUAUUAGCAAAUUCAGCUCAACUUUAACCGUAUCUAUAAAAUUACCAACAAA
Messenger RNA from Ruditapes philippinarum (Manila clam), 3570 nucleotides. RefSeq names its product putative autophagy-related protein 11. Bases 374 to 3334 code for a protein of 986 amino acids. The transcript has 8 exons. Lineage: Eukaryota; Metazoa; Mollusca; Bivalvia; Venerida; Veneridae. The record is from RefSeq and is a predicted model, not a curated record.